Molecule: messenger RNA, 934 nt
Organism: Parasteatoda tepidariorum (common house spider)
Lineage: Eukaryota; Metazoa; Arthropoda; Arachnida; Araneae; Theridiidae
Gene: mRpS10
Product: mitochondrial ribosomal protein S10
Cellular component (GO): mitochondrial small ribosomal subunit; mitochondrion
Source: RefSeq, a predicted model, not a curated record
GAAAGACUAGUUGAGAAACGAUUUAAAAAAAUUUAAAUACAAAGUGGUUAGCAACAGCAUGGUAAAAAAUUGCAAAGAUUGAUUUUGUUACAAAAUUAAACUUUCGGUACUUUUGUAAAUGUUUUAUUUACAUUUUUAACAAAAGUUAAUAGUAUUUUUUAUAGUACUGUAAUUCGAACUAAACAUUUAUAAUUUAAUUCGAUUUUAUAAUGGUUUUUUCCACUAAAAGAUAAAUUCUAUUUGGUUGGCUGAAUUGAAAAUAGCUUUUAAUUCCUAAUAUGUUGCGUUCAAUGUUAAAAAAAAGUUCAAACUUUUUGUAUAAUAUACCUUCCUUUAAUAAACUAGCAAUAUCAGCAAAUAUUUCAAAUCAGGUGCAGCCGAAGCUAGAUGAUCUUUACAAAAGUGUUCUUGUAGAAGUCAGAGGUCAUGAUCAAGCAGUCUUAAACAGUUAUGAGUGGUUUGCUAAAACAUCUGCAAAUGAACUUGGAUUGAAAAUUGCUAAAAUAUGGGAACCUCCAGUUCAUAAGAAACGCAGGACACUGCUAAAAUCAGUAUUCAUUUAUAAAAAGCACCGAGUGCAAUAUGAAAUGAGAACUUACUUUCGUUUAUUUGAAUUUAAGCACUUAACUGGUUCAACUGCUGAUACUUACCUGGAAUAUAUUCAACGAAAUCUCCCUGAGGGUGUUUCUAUGAAAGUUAUUAAGCACCGAAUAGAAAAGCUUCCUGACCAUAUUGCAAAUCAUGUAACUGAAAAGAAAACUGAAGACAGCCAGAGCAAAAAAUAAUAACAAAUAAUUGUUGUAUUGACAUUGUUUAAUAAAUUGUUGUACAUUGGAAUUAGUAUUUAGUUUACUGAGGUUCCCAUCAUAAAGAAUAUUUUAUUAGUCAUUUUUUUAAAUGUUGCCUUUGUACAAUAAAGGGAAAAUUUUUCCUC